Messenger RNA from Ostrinia furnacalis (Asian corn borer), 956 nucleotides. Its product is annotated as circadian locomoter output cycles protein kaput-like. Lineage: Eukaryota; Metazoa; Arthropoda; Insecta; Lepidoptera; Crambidae. Gene Ontology annotation, biological process: circadian regulation of gene expression; regulation of transcription by RNA polymerase II. Gene Ontology annotation, cellular component: nucleus; CLOCK-BMAL transcription complex; cytoplasm. The record is from RefSeq and is a predicted model, not a curated record. Gene Ontology annotation, molecular function: protein dimerization activity; RNA polymerase II cis-regulatory region sequence-specific DNA binding; DNA-binding transcription factor activity, RNA polymerase II-specific. Bases 369 to 956 code for a protein of 195 amino acids. The transcript is spliced from 7 exons.
GAUGCUUGUACGAUCUUGAUUCGAUUAAUUUCACGGCUUGUUGCAUCUCUAGAUAAAAAGUCAAAAAUUGGACAAAUGUCUUGUUUGUGGUCUCAAUAAUGAAAUCUAUGUUUUGCGGAGUACACAAGUACACUUUGCUUCAAUGUAAUGAAUUUGUGAGUUGCCACUAAUUUUAUUUUACUGGUGGAAUAUUUGUGAGAACUGCAAUUUACGCGACUUAAGUGCGUGGCACUAGAAGAAAUUGAAAGUUGGAAAACGGAUUCACUUUCAACCGGUUGUCUCAAUCGCCCGUGUUUGGUCUACGAUGUGUUUGAGCGCUGAUGUGAUUGCAUUCUCGGGCUAAGCAAGCUCCAAGGAUUUCCAACAUCAUGGACGAGGAUGGCGACGAUAAAGAUGACUCCAAAAGGAGGACUAGAAAUCUUAGCGAGAAGAAGAGACGCGAUCAGUUCAACAUGCUGGUCAACGAGCUCAGCACAAUGGUGUCCACAAACAAUAGGAAGAUGGACAAGUCCACUGUCUUAAAAUCUACCAUAUCAUUCCUGAAAAAUCAUAAUGAAAUCACUGUAAGGUCACGAGCACAUGACGUCCAGGAGGACUGGAAACCAGCAUUUCUGUCCAACGAGGAGUUUACUUACUUGAUCCUGGAGGCACUUGAAGGAUUCAUGAUGGUGUUCUCGGCGUCCGGGUGUAUUUACUACGCAUCAGAAAGCAUCACUUCUUUGCUUGGUCAUAAUCCGUCUGACCUUGUAAAUAAAAGUAUAUUUGAUUUGGCGUAUGAAGAAGACAGAGCGGGUCUAUACAACCUCCUUCAGAAUCCAGGCGCCGCCAUAGACCCCUUGCAGCCUGGACCGAAAGAUGAAAUUAGGUUCCAGUGCCAUUUGCGGAGAGGCAGCCUGGACUUUAGAGAUGACACCAUGUACGAAUUGGUGCAAUUCAAUGGCCACUUCCGUGAUUGA